This is a messenger RNA of Hibiscus syriacus, 522 nucleotides long. RefSeq names its product phospholipid-transporting ATPase 1-like. The coding region runs from base 1 to 522 and encodes 173 amino acids. Gene Ontology annotation, biological process: phospholipid translocation. The record is from RefSeq and is a predicted model, not a curated record. NCBI's taxonomy places the organism in Eukaryota, Viridiplantae, Streptophyta, Magnoliopsida, Malvales, Malvaceae. Gene Ontology annotation, molecular function: ATPase-coupled intramembrane lipid carrier activity; nucleotide binding. Gene Ontology annotation, cellular component: plasma membrane. The transcript has 3 exons.
AUGGGUGGAGAUGAAAGAAUUGUUGCACAUCUAAGUGACUCAUGGGGAGAGGUGAAAGCUAUUGAUUACCAGGGUGAAUCUCCUGAUGAGCAAGCACUAGUUUCUGGAGCCUCCGCUUAUGGGUAUACUCUCCAUGAACAAACGUCAGGUCAUAUUGUGAUCGAUGUCAAUGGUGAUAAACUGAGGUUGGAUGUUUUGGGGUUGCAUGAGUUUGAUAGUGUGCCCAAGAAAAUGUCAGUUGUUAUAAGAUUUCCAGACAAUACAAUCAAGGUGUUAGUGAAAGGUACUGAUACCGCAAUGUUCAGCAUUUUAGCAAAAGAAACUGAGAAGGAUGAUCAGAUUAGACAAGUAAGUCAAAGUCAUUUGACUAAUUACUCGUCAGAAGGUCUCCGCACUCGUGUAGUUUCUGCAAGGGAUCUUACAGAUGCGCAACUUGACCAUUGGCAAUGUCAAUAUGAAGAUGCAAGCACUUCUUUAAUUGACAGAACAGUAAAAUUACGUAAAACCGCAUCUUUAGUAUAA